This is a messenger RNA of Rhineura floridana, 11694 nucleotides long. RefSeq names its product autophagy related 2B (gene ATG2B). Bases 826 to 7059 code for a protein of 2077 amino acids. Gene Ontology annotation, cellular component: extrinsic component of membrane; phagophore assembly site. Gene Ontology annotation, biological process: autophagosome assembly; reticulophagy; piecemeal microautophagy of the nucleus. The transcript is spliced from 42 exons. Gene Ontology annotation, molecular function: phosphatidylinositol-3-phosphate binding. The record is from RefSeq and is a predicted model, not a curated record. Lineage: Eukaryota; Metazoa; Chordata; Lepidosauria; Squamata; Rhineuridae.
CUGUUUCAGCGCGGGGAUGAUGACGAUACUUUGUCGUGGAGGUGACGUCCCCCGGAGCGUGCGACGACCCGUAGGAGGAGCCAAGUGAGCACAACAACAGCCAAGAUUCUACUACGCGAGGAAAGAGGGCGGGGAGCAACAGUCGUCGCGACGGGGCCUCUCGAGCUCAGUAGGACCAGACCGAGGCAACAAGGGAGGGGAAAGAAAAAGAGAGACCCUCAUGGUUGGUGUACCUCAGUAAGGUCCGCCCCUUUUCUCCCUCCAAUGAGAGGGGGUUGCGCUGAGAAGAUGGCGGAUGCUGCUUGAGGCUCCGGUCGGGGCGGCGAGGCGUGAUGGAACCGGUCCUUAUUACCUCUGUGGAAGUUCCCUCAAGGAUCUUAGGAUUUGUCGCUUUCCUGGACAGCCUUGAAUAAGAAUUGUGGAGAGGAGAGUCUGGUGGACCGACGGAGGCCCAGCCACCCCCAACAGUCCCCCUUCUUUUCUUCCUCCCCCCAAUAGCCAGUCUUUCCUUCCCCAUCACUUUUCUUACCUCUUCAGCGCAAGCAGCCCCGACGACACCGCUUUCUUCACGCCCCAUUUAAUAACAUCUGCCCUAGCCGAGCCUCCUGCCAUCCCUUCUCCCGUUCUCUUGACAGCUUCAUCAGAGCCUUAAAUCCGUUGUUCUUUUCUUAUCUCCAUUCCGACCCACAUCGCCGUUCCCUUACCUUUCUCGCAAAUCCCAUCUCUUCGGGGGGCUCGAUCUGUCAUCGUCCACCCCCACACCUCAAUCCCUGUGUCGGGAUUCCAGCCUUUUUCUUAUAGACUCGCACAUCACUCCUUGCCAUCAUGCCUUGGCCCUUCUCAGAGUCCAUCAAGAAGAGGGCUUGCAGGUACCUGCUACAGAGGUACCUGGGCCAUUUCCUUCAGGAGAAGCUCAGCUUGGAACAGCUUACCCUAGAUCUUUAUCAAGGCACUGGCUCCUUGGCACAGGUGCCCCUAGAUAAAUGGAGUCUUAAUGAGAUUUUAGAGUCAGCAGAUGCUCCCCUGGAAGUCACUGAAGGAUUUAUUCAGUCAAUUUCUCUAUCCGUUCCCUGGGGUUCUUUACUUCAAGAUAACUGUGCACUGGAAGUGAAGGGCUUAGAGAUGGUCUUCAAGCCAAGACCCCGACUAACUUCUGGUUCAGAACCUAUGUAUUGGUCAAGCUUUAUGACUAGUAGUAUGCAACUUGCAAAAGAAUGCCUUAGCCAGAAACUGACAGAUGAACAAGGAGAAGGGUCCCAGCCAUUUGAAGGGCUUGAAAAGUUUGCUGAAACAAUUGAAACAGUUUUAAGAAGAGUGAAAGUCACUUUUUUAGACACUGUCCUGAGAAUUGAACAUGUGCCAGAUAACUCUAAAAGUGGAACAGCACUUGAAAUCCACAUUGAGAAAACGUUGUACUAUGAUGAAACUGCUGAUGAAUCCUCUGGAAUUAAUGUGCAUCAGCCCACAGCUUUUGCUCACAAAUUGUUACACCUCUCAGGUGUUUCUUUCUUUUGGGAUGAAUUUCCAGCAUCUGAAAAAUCCUCUCCAGUUUGUUCAGCUACACCGUUGGCAACAGAACAAAAGCUCUCACCUAGCUGGAACCCCAAAAUUGUAUAUGAGCCACACCCGCAAUUAGCAAGAAACUUGCCAGAGGUUUCUCCUUCUGACCCUGUGCAAAUAUGUAAACUGAUUGGAAGGAUGGAACUGAGCCUUACAUUAAAGCAAAAUGAAGUGCUUCCAGGAGCAAAGUUGGAUAUAGAUGGACAGAUAGAUUCCAUGCAUCUAUUCCUGUCCCCCAGACAGGUACAUCUUCUGUUAGAUAUGUUAGCAGCUAUUGCUGGACCAGAGAAUCCUAACAGAAUAGAAUUGGGUAGUAAAGAUAAGAAAAACCGGCCAAUGCAGCAGGAAGAUGAAUAUCGGAUUCAGAUGGAGCUCAACCGUUACUUAAGAAAAGAAACUUUGCCAGCAGGAGCACAGUCUGAUCCAAGUUUUUACGAGGCUGAUGCAGCCAGAACUCCUUCAAGCCGUGAAGAAGAAGUUUUUUUCUCAAUGGCUGACAUGGAGAUGUCUCACAGUCUUUCUUCUCUGCCGCCUCUUGGAGACCCACCGACUAUGGAUUUAGACCUUUCUUUAACUAGUACAUACACUACAACUCCGGCAGGAUCUCCACAUGGUGUUGCAAUGCAGCAACCAGCCUGGGGAGAUUGUUUUGAUCAAAACAAGCAGGAACUACCACACAUAAGAAGUUCAUCCUUUACGCCCAGCGUAGUCCAGCCAGCUCCGUUGCGGAGGCCUUCUCUUCCAUCUAGAUCUGUCUCAGUGGAUGAAUCUAGGCCUGAACUUCUUUUUCGAUUAGUAGUGGGUGCUUUCUCGGUGUCGGUGCUUCAUAUUGAUCCUUUACCACCACCUGAAACAUCGCUGAACAUUAGUCCACUGACACCAAUGGCACAGGAUUUUUUUACCCGAAUAGAAAAGGUUGAUCCAGUUAAGUUUCCAACAGAAGAUUUUCUAUCCCUCCGAGAAGUAUUUGCAAAGGCUUGUUCACAUGACCACCUUAGAUUUAUAGGCACAGGCAUCAAAGUGUCCUAUGAACAAAGACAGAGAUCGGCCUCCCGUUGUUUGAGUACUGAUUUAUCUAUUAGACAGAUGGAACUUCUAGAAUGCCUCUUUUCUAUGGACUCUCAUUCUGAAAUACCUCAUUAUACAGAGCUGCUGAUGUUUAACUCUGAAAAACAAGGAAACAAAGCACACCCUCUCUCCUGCCUUCAGCUCCAUUACAAGCACUCGGAUAACAGAGGCCCUCAGGGUAGCCAAGGGAGAUUGAGCUCUGUUCCCCAGAAAGCAGAUUUACAAAUCAAGCUGAGUCCAGCAUCCUGUGAAUUGGAUAUCAGCAUUGUGGACAGACUGAAUUCGUUGCUUCAGCCACAAAAGUUAACAACGGUGGAGAUGAUGGCAUCACACAUGUACACCUCAUACAACAAACACAUUAGCCUGCACAAGGCAUUUGCUGAAGUUUUCCUGGAUGAUUCACGUACUCCUGCAAAUUGCAAAGUAUCGGUACAAGUGACUGCUCCUGCUUUGAAGCUUUCAGUUCGCUUCCCAAUACCUGACCUACGAUCAGAUCCAGAACGAGGACCUUGGUUUAAGAAAUCCCUUCAGAAAGAAAUUCUUCAAUUAGAAUUUGCAGAUGUGGAACUUAAAACAGAAUGUACAGGAGGGCCCACUCCAGAACAAGUUAAAUUAGAGCUGACUUUUAAAGAGUUAACUGGGUCAUUUGAAGAAAGCAAAGAAGAAUCCGCUGUACAAUUUUUCCAAGUUUCCAGUGGUGUAGUUGGAGAGAUGAUCUCAUCAGAUAACUUUGACUGGCCACGGAUUGUACUUAAAAUAAACCCACUUGCUGUACACUCCAUUCUGGAAAGGAUAGCUCCUGAGGAUGAAGAGGAAGUUGAUGGUCAUUUUCAAGAGGAAGAAGAAGGAGGGUCUCAUUCCUUGAAGGACGUGUGUGAUCUUAGAAGACCAAAGCCAUCUCCCUUUUCCUCUCGUAGGGUCAUGUUUGAGAAUGAAGAAAUGGUGAUGCCAGGCGAUGCAAUGGAGAUGACUGAGUUUCAGGAUAAAGCAAUCGGCAACUCUCAUUAUGUACUGGAACUCAUGUUACCAAAUGUGUAUUUAACAUUACCAAACAAGAACUUUUAUGAGAAGCUUUACAAUAGGAUCAGUAAUGAUUUAUUAUUGUGGGAACCCACAGCGCCAUCUCCUGUAGAAACAUUUGAAAAUAUUUCUUACGGUGUUGGGCUUUCAGUGGCCAGCCAGCUAAUCAACACAUUUAGUAAAGACAGUUUUAAUCAAUUCAGAUCUACGAUUCACUAUGAUGAUGAGAGUGGGUCUGAGGAGGAAACGCUACAGUAUUUUUCUACAGUUGAUCCAAACUACUGUUCGCGGAGAAAGAAAAAAACUGAAUCCCAAAACAGGAAUGCACAGAGUUUUCUCUCGGUUCUUUUGAAUGUUAACCAUGGAUUAGUGUCAAUAUUCACUGAUGUCAAGCAGGACGAUGGGAGUGUAUUUGAAGAGAAACAUGGAGAAUUUUGGUUUGAGUUCUGUAAUGGGUCACUGUUCUUUGUGACAAAAUAUGAAGGCUUUGAAGACCAGCAUUACAUCUGUCUCCAUUCUGGUAGCCUCAGCUUGUAUCAUCAAGGUGUAGUGGAUGGGGUUGUCUGUCCAUCUGAAAUAAGGCUGCCAAGUGCAACAGCUCCUCAUUGGUUAGAACCUACUAUAUAUUUUUCGGAAGAAGACGGUCUCAGUAGGGCAUCUUCAGAUGGAGUAGGAGUGGACUGCUUAAGCAUGUUGUCUGUUGCAGUGAAGAUACAGUCAAAUAAGUUGGAGACCAACACAAAGGAAUUUUUAGUUGCUGUUGGAUUAAGAGGCACCACUCUUCAGCAUAGAGUACUUCCUUCGGGUUUAAGCUGGCAUGAACAGAUUUUGUAUUUUUUGAACAUUUCUGAUGAGCCUGUGUUGGGAUAUAAUCCUCCAGCAUCUGUUACAACAUUUCACGUCCAUCUCUGGAGCUGUGCUCUGAAUUAUAGGCCUCUGUUUUUGCCAACUAGAUCACUUCUUACCGUUGAAACAUUUAGCAUUUCAAGUAGUGUGGCACUGGAUAAAUCAUCUUCAACUCUCAGAAUAAUCUUGGAUGAAGCUGCUUUGCACAUGUCUGACAAGUGCAAUGUUACAGUGAACCUCCAAAGAGACUAUGUUCGAGUUAUGGACAUGGGACUCUUAGAACUAACCAUAAGGGCAGUGAAACCUGGAUCUGAUGGAGAGAGGAGUAAACCACGUUUUGAACUCCAUUGUUCCAGUGAUGUUAUCCACAUUAGAACGUGCUCAGACUCCUGUGCUGCAUUAAUGAAUCUUAUACAGUAUAUUGCAAAUUACGGUGAUCUGAAUCCACCUACUAAGAUGGAGGCUACCUGUGGAGUGACCAAACAGACUGCUAAGACAGAUGUUUGUAGCCGGCCAUCUUCACAAGGGCCAAUCCUUGCUGAAGCCGACCAACAGAUUUUACGGGAUUUAAUGAGUGAUGCUAUGGAAGAGAUUGAAACCCAGCAAUUUACUUCCCCCACUAAGCCACAAGCUAAUGGAGUUUUGGAUGAAAAUUCUCUGACACCAACACCAUCUUGCUCAGAUCUUUUCCUGUUCCCUGAUGAAAGUGGGAACCUCUCUCAAGAGCCAAGCCCUACCUAUGCUUCCUUCACUCCCCAUAUGAUUAAUGAAGUGAUAGGAGAUGUACCUUCUGAAAAUGAUGAUUUCUGUAUUCUUUUUGCACCAAAAGCUGUUGUCUCUGAUAAGGAAGAAGAGCCAAUAGUAAAAACCAUGGUUGAUGAUGCAAUCCUGAUAAAAGAGAACCAUUUCAGUCUUCCAAUAAAAAAGGCAGACACAAGCAAAGCUCCAUUGAGAUUUCCUAUUCCAUUGGUGCGCUAUGUUGUGAAAGAAAUCUCAGUCAUUUGGCACCUUUAUGGGGGGAAGGACUUUGGAAAUGCACCACCUACAUCUCCAGCUAAAAACUGCAUUAGUCCUCAGAGCUCCCCUUCUCACACACCCACGAGGCAUGGGCGUAACACAGCCUGUGGGGGAAGAGGAAGGAACCCAGAUUUCUUGAUGGAAAUACAAUUAAGCAAGGUGAAAUUCCAGCAUGAGGUAUAUCCAUCUGGCGAAUCAGAGUGUGAGGUCAACUUGUUGGAGCAACCAGUUUCUCGUCAAGUGUUUGUGGUUCAAGAUCUUGAGAUCAGAGAUCGCUUGGCUACAUCUCAGAUGAAUAAAUUUCUCUAUCUCUACUGUAGUAAGGAAAUGCCUAGAAAGGCACAUUCUAAUAUGUUGACAGUCAAAGCACUGCAUGUUCGUCCAGAGUCGGGCAGAUCACCACAAGAGUGUUGCUUACGAGUGUCAUUAAUGCCACUUCGCCUCAAUAUUGAUCAGGAUGCCCUGUUUUUCUUGAAGGAUUUUUUCACUAGUCUGUCUACAGAAGUAGAAAUCCUAAUGACUCCAGAUCCUGAGGUUAAAAAGCCUGGUGCAGACGUAACAUGUACUUUGCCCAAGCACCACAGCAGUUUCAAGGAGCCAAGCCCGGUUAUUUCUUUCUCAUUACACAAACGAGUGAGCCAGAAUGGAAGUGUUGAUUCUGUGGAUGUGCUCAAUGAGGAUGACCAUAAUUUCGCACAUGAAGAGGCAUUGUUCAGUGACCAACCAAUCUUUUUCAGAGAAUUUCGAUUUACAUCAGAAGUUCCAAUACGUCUUGAUUACCAUGGCAAGCAUGUUUCUAUGGAUCAGGGUACAUUAGCUGGGAUUCUGAUUGGGCUUGCUCAGUUAAACUGCUCAGAACUGAAACUGAAGAGGCUUUGCUAUCGACACGGGUUGCUAGGUGUGGAUAAGCUGUUCUCUUAUGCCAUAGCAGAAUGGAUUAAUGACAUCAAGAAAAACCAGUUGCCAGGUAUUCUAGGAGGAGUUGGCCCAAUGCACUCAUUAGUGCAAUUAGUGCAGGGUCUAAAAGACUUGGUUUGGUUACCAAUAGAACAAUACCGAAAAGAUGGCCGCAUUGUAAGAGGCUUUCAGAAAGGCGCCGCUUCUUUUGGUACUUCCACUGCAAUGGCAGCAUUAGAGCUGACAAACAGAAUGGUUCAGACCAUACAGGCAGCUGCAGAAACUGCUUAUGACAUGGUUUCCCCUGGGCCAAGUUUAAUUGAGACUAAAAAGAUCAAACGACUUUCUCGCUACCGCCUGGCUCAUCAGCCGGUAGACCUUCGUGAAGGUGUGGCCAAAGCAUACAGUGUUGUAAAAGAGGGAAUUACAGAUACGGCACAUACCAUCUAUGAAACUGCAGCUCGAGAACAUGAAAACAGAGGAGUAACUGGAGCAGUAGGAGGAGUCCUCCGACAGAUUCCACCAACUGUGGUGAAACCUCUCAUAGUUGCAACAGAAGCAACAUCAAAUGUUUUAGGUGGCAUGAGAAACCAAAUCAGGCCUGAUGUGCGUCAGGAAGAGUCUCAGAAGUGGCGCCUUGGAGAGGACUGACAGCUUUAAAUGUAUUUGACUCACAGAGAUAGAGAAUCCGAAAGCAUAAAGCGCUUGUCAUGGCAACUUUAGAUGGGACGUAUCCUUUUAAUAUGCUUAUCUCAGGAACACAAGAGAUUUUAAAGCAAUUUGAUGUCAAAACCUGAAAGCGAGUUUGGUCAGUGCCAAAUGGAGUGGCACCUUUUUUGUAGCCGAGAUAAGAUAAGCUGGUUUUAGACUGGGUACCAUAUCUUCUUUGGUAUCUUGAUUUGUGUUCUUGGAGGGGCUUUUUGCCCUUCUUUUGAAGCAACCCCACUUCCCCUACCUCUCAGUCCAUAUGUACGUAUAAAGGGAUUCCCCAAGCAUUGUUGAAAUAAGUUUUUUUUAGCAAAGGGUUACCAUGGUACCCUUCUGUAACAGGGUUGACGUCUGUUAUGAGACAUGGACGCUACAGGAUAUCAAAAGCAAUGGGAUUUCAAUUAUUUUGCUAGCUGUGAGUCUCUCUCAUGUGGCACUUAACAACAAGGACAAUCUGUCUUGACAUCUUGUCAUAAACUUAUUUUCAUAUGAUUGUGGACAUUAAUUGUUUUCCCUACAUAUUGCAUUCCUCUUUUUGUGGAGAUCUGAGCAAUCUGAACGUUACAGACAUGUUCUGUUGUGUUGCACUUUAAAGAAUUUAGCCUGUAUAUUGCAUUUUUAAAAUAAUUGUUAAUAAAAUGUAAUGUGCAUUUUAUUCUUAUGUAGUUUUAAAAAUUAUGCAAAUUAUUUAAAGGGACAGAACACUACAAGAUCAUCAAGGACAAUAAAACCGGAUUGCAGUGCUUAACAGUUAUUCAGAUUGCUGGAUAGCGAAAAGGUGUCUAGUGAGUGAUUGGUUCUCAGUACACGCACAGAGAGAGAGAAUAUAGCUUGAGGCAAAAGAGGUGUCUUGUGAAAGGACAAUUGGGAUUUGUAUAUGUUAAUGUGAUUCAUGAUUCUGUUUAAAUGCUAUGCAAGUUGCAUCGUAGUAAUCCAUUUUUUUUCUUUUCAAUUUUAAUUGCAAGAGAAUUAGCUUUUAAACUUGUUCAGAAAUUAGAAUAUUUUUUAAAUUCAUUUGAUCAGUUGCUGUUGGGUGUGGUCUUAAUGUUCUUAAUUUUUUCCAAACUCUAAUUUGUGUGCACUUUUAAAAUUGGAAAUCCAGUCCUGUACAGAACUCAGAAAUAAUGUAUAGGAAACUUUUAAGAGGUGCUGCUGCAGCUUCCUUUUAAGCAAAAAGCUUCUGUUCUGACAUACAGCAUCAAUUUGAGUGAACUUUCUGCAGUUGUGAGUUAUUAAUGUAGGCAGGCAGCAAGUAAACCAGUUGCUGUCAUUUAUAAGCUGCUUUCUUAACAUAGUUAAGAAGUAAUAUAUAAAUUUUAAUAAAUAAAGGUCACCUAGGCAGAGGCAGUUACUUUGUGUGUCAGUGAAUGAGUGAGACUAUUUGGCUAAUUGAGACAGGUACUAGUAGAGCAGAGAGCAAGCACCAUUAACACUACCAGUAACUUGUUGUUAGCUGUCUCUAAAACAUAAGGAAAAUUGCACUGUACCCCAGUCCUUGGAGCCCAGGAUUGAAAUUUCUGGUAUCAGCCAAAUCCGUAUGUUGCUGGACAUUUGUACAAAACAUUCCAACCCCAUCUUUCUUCCCUUUGGUGUGCCGUGGCAAACAUAAGGACCGUGGGCUAUAUCUAUGCUUGCAAUAUCUUUUCCCCAGCAUUCAUUACUGUAUGUAUGCCAUUUGACACCAGGCCCAUGGAUUGUUUCUUCUGGGUUCUAAAUAUUGCCCAUCCUUGGCAAUAUUUGGAAGCGUCCAAGCUAUUAGGGUAGAUGUUUCAGACACCUUGUCUAACAACAUUUAGUAUAAAGUAAUCAUUCUCCAAUUCAUAUCACUGAUCACUAUGUUAACAUUACCACAGUGGGUUGAAAAGAAGUCGAAGUCAAUUCGUCUACUCCUGUGUGGGAAUAAACCCUGUUUCACUUCUGCAGAGUGCACUGUUGGCAGUAUUCUAUAGCUUAAAUAAUAGUAGUAACUGAGAUAGAUGACCAGCUCUAUAACAACUUAAAGAUUAGGUCCACAGUAUGAAAGAAAAAUCAGACUGCCUCUCUUGUUGAGAGUGCUUCCAUUAGCAGGGAGGCAUUCCUAUGAGGGACUUACAUAUUGAUGAGCAUUUUGAUUUAUCUCAGAAAUACCCAACUUUUUCUCUGUGUUUCUCCCCCUUCAAAGCUAUGUAGCAAGUGAGUACUUGGGUGUGUUACUGCCUGUUUGCAAAGGGACAGUCUGGAUAUGAGAAUUCCUAUUUCUUUCUUGUCAGUUUCCCUUUAGGGGCUUCAUUCCUUAUUGAAUCAAUGACACUGACCAUACCAGAGGCAAAUUGCAUAGCUACUUUAGUUUGACUUGUGUGCGCUAAGGACACAAAUCCCACCAUGAAUGUGCUUCGCAGCCAAUACGGGGAUAGCCCACAUUUCUCAAUACUGUGGGGAAAAGACAAAAUACAAUACAUUAAAAUUGACAUUGGCCGUAAAUAAGCACACACUUUCAAUGAUACCACUCAUUCUAAGUCUGUUUGACCUCUAGACUGUAUGGCAUGGAUGGUCAUAUGCACAAGAGUCAUGAUUAAAAGCCAGUUUGUGUCCUCUCAACUAAAGCUCUCUCCCAGGGUUCCUUUAUCUGCCUCUAGCCAACCACACUAAAGCCCUCAUGGUAGUCUGUCUAUAAGAUGAAAAGGAAAACUGGUAAUGAAUCAGUGAGAUUUUAGCAUGCCCAAUAGGUAUGGCCGAUUGGGUGCCAGUAGCUGACCACUAAUAUAGGUAUGCAUGUAGAACAUAGGUUCUCACCCACGUAUCAACUUUUGAGAACCUGUGUAGAGGAAAAAGCGACAAGCAAACCCAUGCAUUUGGAUCCCAAUGCAACUUGUUUGAAGUAAUGAACUCAUGCAACCACUGCUGUGUUUUAGUUCCCUGAUCCAGGCAGGUCGCUGUAUAUGUACUAAAGCCAGAUGCUGAUUGACACAAAGUAGGUUUCCCUCCAUCAACAGAAGGGUGCGUAAGGAACAUGAAUUUUACUGGAAUUUCUAAAAACCAAAGUACUAAUGUUUUGCAACUUUACAAGAAACAAUAUGUCGGUGUAAAAUAAUAUAUAAUUAAACUCCAUCGCUUCACGUAUGUCAUCUGUGGGGUGUUUGUUUCACAACGGCAGAGGUUAUAAGAACAUAGGAAGCUGCCUUAUACUGAGUCAGACCAUUGGUCGAUCUAGCUCUCCAGGAUUUCCGAGAGGAGACUUUCCCUACAUGAAGAUGCCAUUAAUUGAACUCGGGACCUUCUGCAUGCCAAGCAGAUGCUCAACCAUUGAGCUAUGGCCCUUCCCCAAUGAGUUCACAUCCACAGCCUUGAACAGUAGUCCCAAUUUUUCUCAAGCAUCAUUUGCACAUAAUUGCAGCAUCCUGUGAAAAUACUUUCCUAGAUUGGUCACCUUUCUUCUUAAAAACCAAUUACUACCAUCCUCAUCUCAGAUAUAAGUAAAGUGGCACAGAAAGGUUUUAUUUUACUGAAACGUUUUGUUUUCCAUUGGAUAUUAUUUGGUGAGUGACCUCAAAAGCAGGAAAAACAACAUAUCUAGUGCAGAACACAGUGGUAUUGUCAAUGAAGCUAUGAUUCAAAGCCCAGUAUCUGAAGAGGUUCCCAAGGCUGCUGUAUAAAAGCACUUCUCACAGAGAAAAGUAGGGAAGCCUCUGCAUGCACAGAGCUUCAUGCAUGCUUCACAACUGGAUCCCAACCAUGGAGCGCAUUUCAAUAGGCUUUUGUAUUUUGUCACUUAAAAAUAUGUUCAAUUUGUGGUGUUGAUAUUCUGCAUUAACCAUUUUAGUGAACUUGAAACUAUAAGAAUGAACCCUGAAGUUCUAUACAUCAGCAACAGCUGGUGAAAAGUAGCUGAAUCUACUUGAAAUGGACUUAAGCUAGACAACCUGCAGAUUGAUACCUAGUUAUUUUUCUAUGCACAGUAUUUGUAAAAUAGCAAGACGUGGUUAAAUUAGUAUAAAUGUAUAUUACAUGUAAAAUGUGCCAGGCCUGCUAGCAAUAGAAUAUUUUUUCAACAGUGAAAACAUGCAGGUAUGUGCUCUUAGAUCUUUAAUGUUUGUAAACUUGCCUCAUCCAUCACCAGCCCUUCUACAGCUUGUGAUUCUGACAGCAAAGUCAACUUGCUGUGAAUGCUGGAUCAUGUUUACAUUUCUAAACCAAUUUGACUCGUUAAUACUAAAUCACACACUUGUACUUCAUUUUUGUGAAAGGAAAUACCACAUAAGCUGAAUGUAGCUUAGGACAAAAAUAAACUCUGUACUUUAAAAAAAAAAAAAACAUUCGUCAAAACUUUGUGUGGCAUCAUUUUGUAUAUAGCCUGCUAAUGUAAAAACAGCAAAAACAAUCUGUAUAAUGUGAAAACAGGAAGCCACUCUAGGAAAAAAACUGCUGUAUUCUGUUUCUUCUUCUUUUGCUUCAAACAUGUUCACUCCCCACCCCAAGUGUGUUUUGAGCAUAGAUUAUUGGUACUAAUCUUGAUGUAUAUUGACCAGCAAACUCCUUACACAAAUACGGUGUUCUGUUCAGUACAGAUCUUGUCAGCUGAUGUCAUUACCAAAAUAAACU